GCUCCGGAUAUCUGUGGUGACUUAUCCACUCUCGUGCAGCAGCAUGUGGCAGCUGCUGCCACCAACGGCUUUGCUACUUCUAGUUUCAUCUGGCACACGAGCUGCAGAUCCCUCCAAGGCUGUGGUGAGCCUAGACCCUCAAUGGAACAGGGUGCUCAGGAAUGACAAGGUGACUCUGAAGUGCCAGGGGACUUACCCCCUUGGGGACAAUUCCACACAGUGGCUUCACAAUGGAAAGUUCAUCUCAAACCAAUCCCCCAGCUACCUCAUUGCGGCUGCCAGAAUUGAGGACAGUGGAGAGUACAGGUGCCGGACAGGCCUCUCUGCGCUCAGUGACCCGGUGCAGCUAGAAGUCCACACAGACUGGCUGUUGCUCCAGGCCACUCGGUGGGUGUUCCAGGAGGGGGAGCCCAUUCGGCUGAGGUGCCACAGCUGGAAGAACACCCCUGUGCAUAACGUCCAAUAUUUCCAGGAUGGCAGAGGCAAGAAGUUUUUUCAUGAGAAUUCUGACUUCUACAUUCCAAAUGCAACACGAGAACACAGUGGCUCCUACUUUUGCAGGGGGCUUAUCGGGAGAAAAAAUGAGUCUUCAACGGCUGUGAAUAUCAUCAUUCGAGGUCCAGCAAUUCCAUCCAUCUCACCACCCUCUCUACCUUGGCACCAAAUCACUUUCUGCCUGCUAAUGGGACUCCUGUUUGCAGUGGACACGGGGCUGUACUUCUCCGUGCAGAGAGACCUUCGAAGCUCAAAGGGAGACUGAAGAAAUGGCAAAGUCACAUGGAGCCAGGGCUCUUAGGACAAAUGUAAUAAAAGCAGCAUCUCUGCACCUCUCUCUGGAUUCACAACCCUGUCAUCCCCAACACGCAUCUCUGGGAGCAGAAGGAAAACUACACCUCAGAGUCUAUCCUGAGGGUCCUUCACCCAACUGCAUUUUCUUUUAGUCUCCAAUGGAAAGAAAGGGCCUGUGAUCUUCAAGAGCCAACAGUGAAGCCCCACUGAGUAGCUGCAUUACCAGGAAUUGAAGUGUCAGAGCUACACAGAUACUUUCUUUGUCCCAACCAUUCAUCACAGCAAAGCAACAAUACAGACUCUGGAUGGUGACCCUUGAUGUAUGAACAUUGUUCUGAAAUAACUGGAGAAGUAGGUAAGAAAAUUAAUGGUUGAGGGCCAGCUGGGUAGUUGUCUGCAUCUACUGCUGCAAGGCUAGUUGCCUUCAAGGCACCCUAAAACUCUUUCCAGACAGACUGUGGGGACUGCUUGGGGUCUAAGGGAGACAGCAGAAUGAAUGAAGGGGGUGGCUGGGAAAGAGCAGGGUAGUCCAGGACAGACCAGAGGAGAAACCCGCCUAGGCUGUCUUCCUAGAACAUGAGCCAUGGUGGAGGUAAGAGAAGAUCACAGGGGUGAUGUAGAAUUGAGUUUUUCAGGGGAGGCCUUGCCAGAAUUGGGGUGGUCUGGGAGUCUAUAAUGAUGAACCCUUUUAAUGUCAUGAGUAGAAAAUGGUCCUAGGAAGAAGGCUGGAGAUCGGGGGGAUUUGGACAAGAAAGCGCAGAACAAACCCUGUGUCCAUACGAAGGAAAGCAGCAUUGCCAUCCCAGAUUAAGCUCAGUGAACAGAGAUAUGUCAGCGUCAGAACUGAGAAAGAAUGACAAGAAAGAGUCAACCACAACUGCACAGGAAGGAACGGGCAGGAGGUGAGGACGCUUUUGUUGGCCAGGAUAGUAAGAAUGAGCGAGAGGAGGGGUGGGGACUAUAAAACCUGUUUUUCCGCUUCAGUAUCAAGUUCAGCUAUAGCUUUGUUCAUAUUAUUCAUUAAACAAAUGUUGGAUAACCAACACUAAAUGUACUACAUUCCACCGAGUUAAAUUAUGAAACUUUGAAACCCCUCAGCAUGUCAGUAACAAUGGAGUGGGGAUGGAGAAGUCAAUUGUUGCUUGUGGAGGAAAACAUUAGCACUAUCUUUCUGUUUUAGAAGCUGUAAACAGAUCAUUUCUUGAUUCCAAUAAAGCAUUUUACAAGA
Messenger RNA from Ceratotherium simum simum (southern white rhinoceros), 2017 nucleotides. RefSeq names its product low affinity immunoglobulin gamma Fc region receptor III-A-like. Lineage: Eukaryota; Metazoa; Chordata; Mammalia; Perissodactyla; Rhinocerotidae. Gene Ontology annotation, biological process: antibody-dependent cellular cytotoxicity; cell surface receptor signaling pathway. Gene Ontology annotation, cellular component: external side of plasma membrane. The record is from RefSeq and is a predicted model, not a curated record. Gene Ontology annotation, molecular function: IgG receptor activity.